AUUUUUUUUUUUAUACCGAAGCACCAAAUCUUUGGAGAACACCAACUGGGAGCAGCAUUACUUUAUUUUCACGGGACCGUGAGCGAUGGCGCUGUCUUUCCGACGCAGGUGUUUGCUGCUGCUGUGUUUGACCGCCGUCCACAGUGAUGCUGCCGUCCAGACGUGCAUGGACAAGCAUCAGGUGGUCGGGGUGCUCCGUCAAAUGGAGAAGUUUCUGAAAGGCCAGGAGUUGCGUUUUACGGAAGGCCUCAGGAUCAUGAAGUCAAAGCUGGCAACGCUCCAAAACUCUGUCUCCAAGUUACCUCAAGCCGACCAGUCAGCUGCUCCCACCACCUGCCCCACGCUGGAAGCCCCCGCCCACGGAACCAAGUUCGGCUCCAAGUAUUUUCUCGGACACGAAGUCCAUUUCACUUGUUUCCCGGGCUACCAUCUCGUCGGCUCCGCCACUCGUGUCUGCCGGGACAACGGCACCUGGACCGGCAUCAGCGCCGUCUGUAACGAUGUGAGUGAGUGUGCAAGUAAUCCCUGCCAAAACGGAGGUACCUGCGUGGAAGGUGUUAACCAGUACAAAUGCACCUGCCCCCAGAACUGGAGUGGCUCCCACUGUCAGCAUCAGACGCAGACAGAUGUAAACGAGUGCGAAGUGUACCGACUGGACAGGGGAGGGAAGCUCUGCGCCCACGAGUGCGUGAACGUCCCGGGCUCGUACCACUGCGCCUGCCCCAGUGGCUACAAGUUGCUCCCAGACGGGCGGAGCUGUGAGGAUGUGGACGAGUGUUUAACCCAGCAGCACAACUGUAGCCGAGGUACAACAUGCAUCAACACGGGGGGGGACUUCCUGUGCGUCAACCCGGAGUGUCCCGCCUCUCAUGGCAACAUCAGCUACGUCAGGACGUCCCCUUUUCAGUGUGAGAGGAACCCCUGCCCCAUGGACAGCAGAUCCUGCCACCUGGCCCCCAAGACCGUGUCCUUCCACUACCUGUCUCUGACCUCCAACCUGAAGACCCCUGCCACGCUUUUCCGCAUGGCGACCGCCGCCGCCCCGGGGCGCACCGGGCCGGACAGCCUGCGCUUCGGCAUCGUGGGCGGGAACACCCGCGGCAUCUUCGUCAUGCAGCGUUCUGACAGGCAGACCGGGGAGCUGAUCCUGGUGCAGCAGCUGCGCGGGCCGCAGGAGAUCAGCGUCGACGUGGACAUGUCCGAGUACAGCGAGCGCACCUUCCAGGCCAAGCACGUGGCCAGGGUCAACGUCCUGGUUUCGCCGUACGGCUUCUGAGGCCGUGACAGACAGACGGAGGAGGAGGAGGAGCGAAAGGAAGAGUUUGUUAUUGGCCACACCAGAAAAAAUUGACACAGUGACAAGCCAAUAUUAAUAGAGCAGUUAUAAUAUGAGCAGCAAUUCACAGGAAAACACAUCAUAGAUCCUUCUUUCAUAGUAUGAGUGUGUUUGAAUGCCCGGCAACCAGCUUAACGUGAGCAGAAACCUGUUGGGAGGGAUGCAGGACUGUUUGAGUCAUCGCCGUUGUCCAUCAUAGAUCAUGUGAUCAGGGUCCGGCCCGUGCACUGCGCUUUGUUGAUGAUAAAUCCCUGUAGGACUUUAGUGCUCUUGAGGCUCUAAUUUAUUGGAAAUAUUAUUGCUGGUUUUUACAUUGUAAACAUACUGUACGCCACAUGUUUCUCUUCCACCAUAUACUGUAUAUUUGUUUUUUUCGUACCAGCUUACUUUGUUUAAGCACCAUCCAUUAUACUAAAGGGGUUGUUGUUCAAACAGUAGAUGCAGUCCUGUACCUGAACAUAUUUCCUUUAAUACUCAUAUUUUGUAUGUUAUCCAGAAAUCGUAUAUUCAGAUAACUGUUGAUUUGGCAAGCUUGCAAGUGCACUACACAAUUUAUCUGGAAUUUUAAUUUUCUCUACAUAACUGAAAUAAAGGAGGUCUAAAUUUCA
Gasterosteus aculeatus aculeatus (three-spined stickleback) is the source of this 1944-nucleotide messenger RNA. Lineage: Eukaryota; Metazoa; Chordata; Actinopteri; Perciformes; Gasterosteidae. The record is from RefSeq and is a predicted model, not a curated record.